UGAAAUCAGUUUGCUCCAGCAUGCAGAAGAUCUUCGUCAAUUUAAUUUUGUUUCUGACUUAUUUGAGCCUUGGGAGGGCCAAAGAGAAGUACACAACAUUUGUGAUUUCUGGAAACCCACAUAACUUGGCUGUUAACUCGACCCCCUUUAUAAGGAUUGAUGACGGCUACUACAACUUCGGACAGGACAAAGUAAAUUGGUACGUCGCCUAUGAGAACUGUCGCAAGUUGGGAUCCGAACUGGUGACCUUCGAAACGGCCGAAGAGUUCGACGCUGUGACUGGCUACCUAAAAAACAAGGGAGAUCGCUCGGAGCAUUGGACGUCUGGAAAUGAUCUGGGAAAACGGGGAACCCACAAUUGGUUUACCGAUGCCACGCCUAUAAACAUCAAUCGCUGGGCACCCAAACAACCCGACAAUGCCGGAGGAAAUGAGCAUUGUAUACACUUGGGAUACAUUUACGGAUACUCAAAGGAUAUUCAGCUGAAUGAUCGACCCUGUAACAACGCCAAAAGCCUAUUUAAAUAUGUUUGUGAGGCGAAACAGGAAACUGUUUCCAUUGUCUUGUGGAAGUAGACCAAAUUAAAGCAUCUAAUAAAUUCAUUUGACGUCAGUUGGAUAGAGAGA
Drosophila mauritiana is the source of this 626-nucleotide messenger RNA. RefSeq names its product C-type lectin 37Da-like. Gene Ontology annotation, cellular component: external side of plasma membrane. The coding region runs from base 21 to 575 and encodes 184 amino acids. Gene Ontology annotation, molecular function: carbohydrate binding. Gene Ontology annotation, biological process: biological process involved in interspecies interaction between organisms. Lineage: Eukaryota; Metazoa; Arthropoda; Insecta; Diptera; Drosophilidae. The record is from RefSeq and is a predicted model, not a curated record. The transcript is spliced from 2 exons.